GGAGUGGAUGGAGGGGGGGGAGUGGAGCAGCGCCGGGGAGAGAGGCGAGAGCGCGCGGCGUGUCGGAGUGCGUUUCCACGUGCGCUGCGCGGAUGCUGAAUCGUGGCUGUGCGAACAACAACAGCAGCAGCAGCAGCAGCAGCUUUACGGCUUUAGGCAUCAGGCAUGUCCAAUCCGGCUCACGACCCGUUCUACGCCUCUCCGUUCGGGCCCUUCUACCGGAGACACGCGCCUUACGCCGUGCAGCCCGAGUACCGGAUCUAUGAGCUGAACAAGCGGCUGCAGGCCCGGACUGAGGAGAGCGACAAUCUGUGGUGGGACGCCUUCGCUACCGAGUUCUUUGAGGAGGACGCCACGCUGACCCUCUCCUUCUGCCUGGAGGAUGGACCAAAGAGAUACACGAUCGGACGGACCCUGAUCCCUCGCUACUUCAGCACGGUGUUUGAGGGCGGAGUCACAGAUCUCUACUACAUCCUCAAACACUCCAAAGAGUCGUUCCACAACUCCUGCAUCACCGUGGACUGCGACCAGUGCACCAUGGUCACGCAGCACGGCAAGCCCAUGUUCACCAAGGUGUGUACAGAGGGACGUCUGAUCCUGGAGUUUGCCUUCGAUGACCUGAUGCGGAUUAAGACGUGGCACUUCACCAUCAGGCAGUACCGCGAGCUCAUCCCACGCAGCGUCCUCGCCAUGCACGCUCAAGACCCUCAGGUUCUGGACCAACUCUCCAAAAACAUCACCCGAAUGGGUCUGACUAACUUCACGCUCAACUACCUCAGGCUGUGUGUGAUCCUAGAGCCCAUGCAGGAGCUCAUGUCCAGACACAAGACAUACAGCCUCAGCCCCAGAGACUGUCUGAAGACGUGCCUGUUUCAGAAAUGGCAGCGUAUGGUGGCACCUCCAGGACAUCCACAGAACUUCAAAACGGAAAUCUUCCCCACAAAUCACAAGAAAGAGCCUACUCGACAGACCACAACAAAGAGAAGGAAGAGGAAGAAUUCCGCCAGCAGCACAUCUAACAGCAGCCUCGGCAACAGCACAGGCAGCAAGAAGCGCAGUCCAGCCAACAGCUUCAGCCUGAGCAGCCAGGUACCUAGUGGAGAGGAGGAGUGGGAGUUCGGAGGCCUGCACGCGAGCCCUCGUAUACCACCAGGAGACACGGAGGGAAAGAGAGGAAGAAGGAGAGAGAGGAAGAAAAACAAAAAGAGAGAGAGAAAGAAUGACGUGAUGGUAGUGGGCGAGCCCACUCUGAUGGGCGGCGAGUUUGGCGAUGAGGACGAGCGGCUGAUCACGCGGCUGGAGAACACGCAGUACGACGCCACCAACGGCCUCGACGACGACGAGGACUUCACCAGCUCGCCGGCGCUCAACAACAGCAGCCACUGGGCUAAAGCGCCGCCACCGGGCCAGGACAGCAAAACCGAGAGCACGGCCUCGCAGGCCUCACAGUAACCAGACACGGUCCUGUCUUUCUCUCACACUCACUCUCUUUCCGUCUCCGACUUUACUUUCAACCCCGACGAUCUAGUUCCCAUUUAUCUCACGGCGUCCGCGGCGUCCGUUUUUCAUCACAGACUUCCAGCGAUACACGGCUCCCAGAAGCUGAACCGGUGCCUGGUGAAAGGAAGUGGAUAUUUUCCACACAAGAAAAUAAAAGAUGAGCGUGAGAUGUUCAGCUGAUAAACUGUAGGUGGUCAUUGAGGUAGCAAUACAAGUCUCUUGUCUGGACCAAUCAGUGAAGAGAUGAACGCGGUUGGACGGAGAGCCACUGAGAUCUGACACGCAUUUGCGUUUAUUUCAAAUUCCUUUUUUUGUUCCUACACAACAAAAGUCCUUAAAUCACAUCCUUCUACAUGCUAGUAUGCGGCGUAGGACCACUGCUUCUGGAAAAGACAGACGUUUCUGAGGGAAGGACAAGUUUCUCUAGCUGUAUAAUUUACACCUGUAGUUUAACCCAAAAGCUAUUUUGUUUUCUGGGUCUAAACGUGUUAUUUUUAAAGGAUUUGUGAAUAUUCUGUGAUCUCCUUGUACAAUCUCGGAUGGAAGGCACAUACGACAAACAUAUUCCCUCAGUAUCCCUUUAACAAACCUCUUUAUCAGACUGGACUCUUGCUGCAUGAUAUUUUGAAAUCUGUAAACAGUUUUUUUUUUUCUUGUUUAUUCCUCGCUCCGAGGCCACGUUGUGUUCAAUUUAUCGGUUUAGAAGCCACCUACAGGGUCGUUCCUCAGUUCCUCGGUCCCUCUGUACAUAUGGACGCGGUGCUCCGGUGCAGCCUGCCGAAGACCACUGAUCGUCAUCCAUGAUGGCAGCUCUUUCGAUUGACCUUCAGUUUUCUUAUUUUUUUUCCUCACUCUAAUGUGCACCUGAAGGAGAAAUGUAGGAUUCUAGUUUGGUUGAAUCUGAGUGUUGAGUUUCAGUCUAGGUUGUAGCCUCAGAUUUCUUGUUCUUCACUUGUUGGAGCUCAUCUAUCUCCAUGAUUCGACAUGGCAAGCUUUCUGAGAUGCUUUUCUGCUCACAGUUGUAAAGAGCGAUUAUUUGAGACACCGAACGCUUCCCAAACCAGUCCGACCAUGAUGAAUGGAUCAUAAUCAAGGCAUUCCAACCUUUGGAAACUGGACUGUCCAGUGAGUGUAUUUUUGUGCUAUUGAAACGAAUAUACAGAGAUAUGAAAUGUCCAUGAUGAUGAUGAUGAUGAUGAUGAUUGUUAUACCCCAACCAAAACAUUUAUAUUUGUUCAUUUUGUCUUUUAUUAAUAGUUUUUACGACUGCUCUCUUUAUUUUUCCCCUCCCCCCCAACGAUUUCCUCCUACUGUAUUUCCAGUUCCAACCCGAUGGAGUUCUUCUACUCCGAUCUUGUAUUAUUAGAACUCUGCACUGUUUGUAUCAUAUUUAGCAGAGGUGUUUUUUCGUGUCAUAUCCAAAGUCUUGUAUGUAUGCUUUGCGAUUUUGUGUGCCAAUAAAAUGUGCUUAGGCCUACAGGACGCUCUUAUCUUCCUUUUUUUUUUUUUUUUGCCUGUGAGUAU
Molecule: messenger RNA, 3024 nt
Organism: Hemibagrus wyckioides
Lineage: Eukaryota; Metazoa; Chordata; Actinopteri; Siluriformes; Bagridae
Gene: ldb2a
Product: LIM domain binding 2a
Exons: 10
Coding region: 166-1452 (428 amino acids)
Biological process (GO): positive regulation of transcription by RNA polymerase II; negative regulation of transcription by RNA polymerase II; nervous system development
Cellular component (GO): nucleus; transcription regulator complex
Molecular function (GO): LIM domain binding
Source: RefSeq, a predicted model, not a curated record